Messenger RNA from Cryptomeria japonica (Japanese cedar), 1026 nucleotides. RefSeq names its product small nuclear ribonucleoprotein SmD1a. Gene Ontology annotation, molecular function: RNA binding. Gene Ontology annotation, cellular component: SMN-Sm protein complex; precatalytic spliceosome; pICln-Sm protein complex. Gene Ontology annotation, biological process: RNA processing; spliceosomal snRNP assembly. The transcript is spliced from 4 exons. The record is from RefSeq and is a predicted model, not a curated record. The coding region runs from base 311 to 655 and encodes 114 amino acids. Lineage: Eukaryota; Viridiplantae; Streptophyta; Pinopsida; Cupressales; Cupressaceae.
GUUGAUCAGGUAUUUGGUUCAACUUCAGCUGAAUCCCCCGCGGCUCAGUCGCGGCCAUUUUUUUAUCUUUUUUAUUCGGAUCUCUUAUAGAGCUGUGGAAAGGAAGACUGUAGAUUUGGAUAAAAACUACAUUUCGUAACCAAACAAUUCUGCCUUAAUAGCGGGAAUGUCUUCGUCAUCGAAUUGUCGAAUUUGUUAUAUUAGUCAUUUUUACUACUUAUGAGUGUCUUACAUUUGGAGCUAUACCUGCAUGUUUAGAACAAUAACAGUCGAUUAAGAACUACUUCCGAGUCUUGCAACAUUUGCAACCAUGAAGCUUGUACGGUUUCUGAUGAAGUUGAACAACGAAACAGUCAACAUUGAACUCAAGAAUGGAACUGUAGUGCAUGGGACCAUUACAGGGGUUGACAUAAGCAUGAACACACACCUGAAGACAGUGAAACUGACGCUCAAGGGGAAAGCUCCUGUAACACUCGAUCAUCUCAGUGUCAGGGGCAAUAAUAUUCGGUACUAUAUUUUGCCUGAUAGCUUGAACCUGGAAGCGCUGCUGGUGGAAGAUACACCAAGAAUCAAGCCAAAGAAGACAACUGCUGGCAAACCUAUUGGUCGUGGGCGUGGACGAGGAAGGGGCCGUGGCCGUGGUCGUGGGCGGUAAAUUGUAUAUAUAUAUUUGAGAGUUUCAAUGUAGUACUUGGUUGUACAAAAUUAUUGCAAACACUUUUGAAGCUAAUCUGUAGCACUCUACGUUGCUGUCUGAGUAUUUUCUUCGGGUGUGGAAAUUUCUGUGAAUUGAGGUUUUACUUGGGGCUACUUUCUUGGUCCUUAGAUCACCAUGAUGAGUUGAGGUUUCUUGCAUGCUGUUACUAUUUUUUUGAGAGGCAAUUUUCUUGUGAUGACAAUGUUUUAUGCUGCCAUUUUUUGCUAAAAUGAAGUCUCAAAAGUUACAAUACUCGCACAUGAGGGUGUUAUUUUGUGGAGUUGACUUGGUUUGUUAAGAAAUGGUAGGCCUUGUAUGCUUUCUUCUCA